AUGAGAUCAAUGGCUCGACCAGGUCAAAAUCUUCAUGUGAAAAAUUUGGUCUUGGUGGCCUUAUAUUUGGUCAUCAUGGCAGUUGAAGCCCAGUUAAUCACAUCCAGUAACAGAUAUCUUAGGGCUUCUACAAUAUCUCUGGCUUCUACUCAGGGUAGAAAUGGAAGAAGUUUUGGCGUACAAAAUUAUGGUGCAGUGGGUGAUGGAGAGCACGACGAUACUGAGGCGUUUACUCGUGCAUGGAAUGAUGCUUAUAAAGCGUCGUCUGCAACUUUGAAUGUGCCAGGUGGCAAGACUUUUCUGGUCAACAAUCUAAAUUUCCAGGGACCGUGUCAGCCUGGUUUCACAUUUCAGGUCGAUGGAAUUAUUGUUGCCCCAGAAAAUCCGAGCAGCUGGAAGAGCACAUAUGUGUGGUUGUUGAUCAAGCAUCUUUAACAAUUUACAUACUGGGGUAAACAUAAAAGUAGACCAACGGCCAUUCAAUUCAAUGAUGUGAAAGGGAGUGCACUGAGUGGACUGAAGGUGACAAACAGUCCUCAAUUUCAUGUCACAUUGACAAAUUGUGAGAGUGUCCAGAUCGUGGGUAUUACCAUUCAGGCACCAGAAAGCAGCCCAAACACUGAUGGAAUUGAUACGUUCCAAUCCACAAAUAUAGUCAUAAAAGAUUCCACUAUUGGAACAGGAGAUGACUGUGUGGGGAUAGGUGAUGGGUCUUCAAAUAUUAACAUCAAUGAUAUCACAUGCAGUCCAGGCCAUGGAAUAAGCAUUGGAAGUCUUGGAAGAGGAAACACGAAAGCAGAUGUCCAUUCUAUUCACGUGGACGGCGCCAAGUUGACAUCAACAAGGAAUGGAUUAAGAAUCAAGACAUGGCCGGGGGGUUCUGGCGUGGCAAGUGAUAUAACAUAUGAAAAUGGCCAGAUGGAAGACGUAAGCAACCCAAAAAUAAUUAACCAGUUCUACUGUGAAACAGUUGACACUGGGUCUGGUUGCAAGUCUCAGAGUUCUGCUGUGAAAAUCAGUAAUGUAGAAUACAGUACUAUCAGGGGCACAACACCAACAGAAGAUGGAAUCACAUUGUCGUGCAGCCAAAGCGGAUCUUGCAUGGGCAUAAAAAUGGAGAACAUAGUUUUGGUAACUGGCUCAGGGGCGCAAGCUUCUUGUAAUGCCCAAAACGUACAGGGUGGAAAUUCGAUUCCUUCACGUUGUCUGGGCAACAAUGGCCAAUGA
Messenger RNA from Cryptomeria japonica (Japanese cedar), 1227 nucleotides. Its product is annotated as polygalacturonase-like. The record is from RefSeq and is a predicted model, not a curated record. Gene Ontology annotation, biological process: carbohydrate metabolic process. NCBI's taxonomy places the organism in Eukaryota, Viridiplantae, Streptophyta, Pinopsida, Cupressales, Cupressaceae. Gene Ontology annotation, molecular function: polygalacturonase activity.